UUUUAGACAGAAAAAGAACAUUACCAUCAUUUUAAUUUAAUUUUUUAUUUUUUUUCGCCAUUUCUUCAUCCUACUCUGUUACCUUAUACAUAAAACCCGAAAAAAAAUCAGUAUCAGGUCACAAACCAGUGUGUUAAGUGAAUCUAAAUAUAUUAAUAAUAAUCUUAAAACAAACCACCAAACUCCUACACACAUAACAAUUUUUAUUUUUUUUUCAGAAAAAAAUAACAUAAAAAAAGAUAUUCAAUCAAACCACACACACACACACACAUCAAGUAUCAAAAUACAACAUAGAUAAGAAGGAGAGAGAGCGAGAAUCUCUCCAUAGUGUGAGAGUGAUAGAAAUCGCUGUGAAAUUCUCUUAUCAACCGAGAUUCACAUUUCGACAGAAAAUCAAAUGAUCGUGUGAUAUUAUCAUGGUCAACAACUGCAACAACAACAACAACAACAACAUCAUCAUCAACUGUCAUCACGCCAUGAUCAUCAUCAGGCAACAACAACAACAACAACAACGAUCAGUAGCAACUAAAAUGAUGAUGCUGCUGUCGUUGUCUCGGAAUAAAAAUACCAUGAUUGGUUAUCAUCAUAGAUCACAUUAUAAAUCCAUCAGAUCAGUAAUGCCAUACAGUGGUCAUCUACUUAUUUCUAUGAUUUUAUUCUGCCUUUUCAUACGAACUAUUUAUACUGAUUCAGGUGGUACAUUAACAAUAAAUAGUCAACAUGAAGAUCAACGUGUUAUGGUCAAAGGUAUUGCCCAACAAUCAGCCUCAUUGCCUUGUUAUAUUGAUGAAGAGAAUUGUGGUGCCAUCUAUUUCCUUACAUGGAGUCGGCUUGAUUCACGUGAGGAUCGUUGGUCACGAAUAUGGGUAUAUUCAGAUGAUAAUGUUAAUAAAGCGCUUAGUUCAUUAACUGGUCGAGCCAUUUUUACUAAACAAAAAUCUGAAGCCCGUUUAGUUAUUAAUUCAUUAAAACCGUCCGAUGAAGCUUUUUACAAGUGCGAUGUCACCUAUGUAGCCGGUAAAUGUCCAUCAUUGACUUAUGUGCAAUUGAAUAUAAUCGCCAAACCAAGCCGUUCAUGGAUAGAACAUGAAGGCGAUAUCCUAUCGAAUGGUCAUCAUUUAUCAUUGACCGAAGGUGAUUAUCUUAAAUUGGCAUGCACUGUGAUCGAUGCACGACCAACACCGAUUAUUAUAUGGCGUUCGGUCGAUUCACGUGGUCAAACAAAUGAGCUUAUUAGAUCAACUACAAGUAGUGGCAGUGAUUCAUUCAUUGUAACUACAGGUACAUCCGGCGAUGAUAUUAAUUCUAAUGCCAGAAUGGAUCGUGCUACAUUAAUAUUAAAUAAAAAACUUUCACGUGAUGAUCUUGGUUCGAAAUAUGAAUGUCAUAUUGAACAUGAAACAAUUGGUAAUGGUACAAUGGAUAAACAUGUGGUUCUCGAUGUCAGUGUUGGUAUCAAAACAAUGGAAAUAAUCGGACCAAGUACAUCGGUACGUGAAGGCGAUAUAGCUGUGAUUGAAUGUGUGGCUUAUGGAAGUAAACCGGCUGCCGAAAUUGUUUGGCGCAAUGGUUCUAGGAUAAUUGAUGGACAUUCAAUACAGAAUACGAUCGAAACAAACAUUGAUCGAAUCACUGUCAAUAGUCGAUCAAAACUAGAGAUUAUUGUUGGUCAUCAGGAUCAUCUGAAUCCUAUCACUUGUGAAGCAGCCAAUGUAGCAAUGCGUACGCCCAUUAAUAAAUCAACCGAGAUAUCUGUACUUUUUGCACCAAUCGUUGUGAUGGAGCCUCAAAACGGUGUAACCGUAAAUGAAUCAACACCAAUGGUGAAGAUUUAUUGUACUUAUUUGGCUAAUCCUAGCCAAUUGUUAGAGAAUGAAACCAUAUGGUUUAAAGAUGGUCGUCGUUUAGAUAUAAGUGAUCGUAGCAGAUAUAUCAUUGAAUCAGUAACGAAUUCUCCUACGUUAGUUAUAAUGGAUGUAACUCGAAAUGAUACUGGCCAUUAUCAUUGUACAUUGGCCAAUACAUUUGGUUCUGGUGUGCCUAAUAGUUCCAUCUACCUGAAUGUGCUUUAUCCACCUAUUGUUUCAUUGUUUGUCUAUCCAAAUCCUUCAUCCUCCGAUUAUUUGCUCAAAGAAGGUGAUGAUUUACGAAUGGUAUGCGAUAUUCAUGAUGGUAAUCCCCGUUCAGCAUCACGAAUGCGAUGGCUCAAAAACAAUGGCGAAACUUUUAGUGAAUUGGAUGGUGAUACUAGUACACAAAAAGAAUUGUCAUGGCUUAGCAUACCUCGAAGUUUGACAGGGAAUUAUACUUGUCAAGCUAUAAGUGAAGCAGGAGCUAGUGAACUCAGUAAUGAAAUCGAAAUCAUUGUACAUUAUCCACCUGGUAAAUCGAUUAUACGUCUAUUGGAUGAACCACAUCCAAUAAAAGGAAGAAAUCUUACUUUAGAAUGCAUUGUCAAUGAUUAUGGUAGUCCUUCGGAUCAUACGGAAUACCAUUGGGAGAAUAGUGAUGGUAUGGUUUUUGAAUCUCGGCAACCGAUAUUGACAAUACAGAAUGUGCGUAUCGUGAAUCGUGGUAAUAUUUCAUGUUCGGCUGUCAAUGAAGUUGGAUUCGGUGCUCGAGGCCAAUUUGAAUUGAUUCCGUAUGCACCACCUCGUUUCAUCAAUCCUUUACCAGCUACAAUCGGUGUCAAUGAAGAUUUUCGUAGUUCUUCAUCAUUAGAAUCAUCAUAUAUGAAUUAUAAUCAAAAUGAAAUGAACACUGCCACAUGGAACACACACGCAGGUAAUGGCCAAACAUAUGGUUACGUGACUGGAAAUGAAUUGAAUGGCUUGAGGCCGUCAUCUUCUGAUAGUUCCGAUCUGAUCACCUUAUAUUGUCGUGUAGAAUGUUUUCCAUUAUGUUCACUACAUUGGUAUCGUAAUGAUCAACCAAUCGAUAAUGGUACAAAAAGCGAAUAUCGUAUUAUCGAAGAACAGCUACCGGAAGAAUUUUUACUCAACCGUUUUCCUGGUAUUGAAUCUACGCUCACAUGGAAUAUAUCGAAAUCUGGCCGCAGUAAAUUAGAUCGUGUUCGUGAUUCGGGCACAACAUUUUCCUGUGUUUCCAGUGGUAAUCUGGUAGGACCAUCCAUUCGUUCGGAUUCUAGAUUUCAAGUUGAAUAUGCGCCUGAGAAUCUUCGCCUAUCAUCAAUUCGUGUUGAUGUGAUUGAAAAUGAACAUUUACCAGAAAUACGUUGUGAUAGUGAUGCACUACCGGAAGCAACUUAUCGAUGGAUUUCAAAUUCAUUUUAUGAUAAAUUCACUGGCGUAAUUGCUGAUACGCCUAUUUUGGCCUUGAAUCGUACCAUUCAACGAGAUAGUGCCGGUACAUAUACCUGCAUUGCAUCAAAUCGACAUGGUGAAAAACGAAUCGAUCUACAAAUCAAUGUUCUAUAUCGUCCAUCAUGUACUAUAUAUGAAAGUAGAACAGGAAAAGAAAAUCAAGAUGUAGUACUUAUCUGUGAAAUAACAUUCGCCAAUCCAAGUAAUGGGCUAGAAUUUUUCUGGUCACUGAAUGGUACUGAAUUGAAUCAAACAUUUAUCGAUGAAUUAUCGCAUCAAGAUGGUAUGAAAUCCAAGAUAAUUAUACCGGCAUAUGAAGAACAAUUAUUUGGUACAUGGACAUGUUCAGCAAGAAAUACAGUCGGACAAACCGAUCCGAAUUGUACAUUAUUCGUUGAUGCACCAAUCGCUGCCGAAUCGGUUCUAGAUGAUGAAUCAUUAUUGAUCAUAUCAGCGGUCAUUGUAGCCAUUAUAUUCGCCUUUUUAUUCAUAUUGUUAUGUCUAAUAUUCAUGAUGAAACGUCGUCGUCAUAAAAACGAUAAAGAUAAACGAGAAAAUCCGGAUGGAGAUCGUUCACCAACACCAAGCUCAUCGACGAGUCGUGUUUCAUCCAAUCAAAAUGAUCUUAUAAGCCAAAAAAGUCAGGCAAGCUCUAAGAAAGCCACCGAAACGGAACGUUUAUCAUCAUCAAAUUCAUCAACAACGGCAACGAUGCCAACCUCCGGAGAUAUGUAUGAGAAUAUGACUUUUCAUAGAAAGCCGAAUUGCUUACCGCAUCUAAAUGGAAUGGCUGCUUCGUAUUAUCAUCAUCAUAAUCCAAUGCUUCCGCAAUCAUCACCAAUCACGGCUACACCUGCAACCACUUCAUCGAUAUCACCAAUUCCUCCUACCUAUGAUAAUGCAACCAAAACAUUGAAUAAUACAAUCGAAGCUUUUCGUCGUACACAAUCGGCAAGAUUCACCUCGAAUCAGAAUCUUGGUCUUAAUAUAUACAGUAUUUAUAAUGAUCCAUCACAAGCCUUGAUGUACACAGAUCUAAAAUUACCACCACCCCCAAUUGCAACUAAACCAAUGACCGAUGUGGCUUCAAUCGCUAAUCAUCAUAAUCAUCCUGCUCAUCAUCAAAAUCAUUCACAACAUCAACAACGAUUACCAACGAUGGCCAAGAAUCAUACAUUAGCUCAAUAUCAACACCAUCAUCCCAUUACAUCAUUUCAUUCAUCAACAUUGGCCAAAACAAAUACAAAUAAUAUGUAUCAACAAUUAGGACCAAUGAUACAAUCGAAUCGUACAUCACAACAUUAUCCAAAUCAUGUUUCUUCAUCACAAUCAUCAUCAUUAUCAUCAUCAAACAAUAAUAAUAACAAUCAACAAAACAAUGGAUCAUCAUCCGAUUCAUCAACACCACCAUCACUAUCAACAUCGAGUACGAACAGUAAUCAUUACAAUGUAACUAAUUCUACAACUACUAAUAAAACACACAGCAGUAGUGGUGGUGGUGGUGGUGGUGGGGUAAUACAUUCAACUCAAAUAAUUCACCAUACAUCCAUCAUACUUAUGAUCGACCUGAUUCGAUCAAACAAUCACAUUUAUCGUUCGCUAAAAGAAUGACCACCAUAUCGAAUUCAACUAAUCAUUCACCAUAUAUUGCUGGUUCCUUAUUGCCACCGACUGAUGAUUCUCGUUCA
This is a messenger RNA of Dermatophagoides farinae (American house dust mite), 5011 nucleotides long. The record is from RefSeq and is a predicted model, not a curated record. Lineage: Eukaryota; Metazoa; Arthropoda; Arachnida; Sarcoptiformes; Pyroglyphidae.